CCUAUCACUCUGGUAGUCGCCAAGUGCUGGGAUCCUGCACCAAAAAGCUUCUUCGAUAUUCCCCGGCAGGAGCCUGUUCGGCCGAUCGACCCUCGGGCCUGGGUGCUACACACUAAUGCUAUGACGGCAGUCGGACAGUCGGAUUCAGGUCUGGCGGGUGCGACUACAGCGACGCAUUUUGGACAGAUUGGUGUUCCUGUGGUUCAGCCACAGGAGGUUUGGUCUCCGGCUAUAAAUCGUUUUAAUCCAAGUUUCAGGCUUUACUUGCUAAUCAUGUCUUGCUCUGUUACCCAAUACCUUAGUGCCUCAGCUUUUUACAAGAACGUCUAUCGUGCAAAUUUACGCAGCUAG
Protopolystoma xenopodis is the source of this 351-nucleotide messenger RNA. The record is from the annotation of a GenBank genome assembly. Lineage: Eukaryota; Metazoa; Platyhelminthes; Monogenea; Polystomatidea; Polystomatidae.